AUGGCUGGAGAGGAUCUCAACCAGAAGCUCAAUGAACUCAUCAGCUCCUUGCAAAAGAAGGGCAUUCUGGAUGACUACUUUGAUCAAGUGAAAGGAUUACAAGAUGAAAAAAGUCCGCAGUUUGUUAAGAACACCAUAACUACAUACCUUUGUGGAGCAGAAGAUACGAUAGCAGAGCUCACCGAAACACUAAGUGAGCUUGCAGUGAACUAUCAGAGGGUGAAUUAUCUUGCAGAUAAGCUGAAGGGAAGUAGCAUGUGUGUAGGUGGCUCUCAAAUGGCAGAUGUUUGUGCUGAGCUCUGUGAUGCAAGUGAGGCAAACCAUAGAGAAGCGUGCAAGGAACUCUGUGGAGUGGUCAAGCGUGAGUAUUCUACCUUGAAGGAUAGUCUGAAUAAGAUUGUUAAGUUGGAGCAAGCAAUUUAUGAUGAAAGGACUAAGGAGACUAACGAGUAG
This is a messenger RNA of Fragaria vesca subsp. vesca, 453 nucleotides long. RefSeq names its product histidine-containing phosphotransfer protein 3-like. The record is from RefSeq and is a predicted model, not a curated record. The coding region runs from base 1 to 453 and encodes 150 amino acids. Gene Ontology annotation, cellular component: cytoplasm; nucleus. Gene Ontology annotation, biological process: cytokinin-activated signaling pathway; phosphorylation; phosphorelay signal transduction system. Gene Ontology annotation, molecular function: protein histidine kinase binding; histidine phosphotransfer kinase activity. NCBI's taxonomy places the organism in Eukaryota, Viridiplantae, Streptophyta, Magnoliopsida, Rosales, Rosaceae. The transcript is spliced from 6 exons.